UUAAUAAAGAUGGGAAAAAAGGAAACAACUUAAAUUUUAGACAAAUGAUUUUAGUAUAUAAAUUUGAUUUUGUGUUUAUACAGAAUAUAAAGAUUUCCCUCAUUAAUCUCUCAUGUGAAUUGGAUUACAGGCCAGAAGGAAGACACAUUCUGCGCACAAAAUACACCUCGUAUGUGUGCAACUGGUGACAAAUGGUGUCCUGCUCCUGCAUGUACAUUAAAGGACUGCCUCCACUGUCUGUGGUUUGGUCACGUGGACCUUAAGGAAUUUUCUGGGCAGGUAGGCUUCAUUCUGGUUCUGGGACUUGAGCCUCCUUCAUCCUCUAAGGAUUUCACCCUUUACCUACUUCAGUUGUAGGCUUGGGCUUCUCUUUACCUUUGAUACCUUCUCCACCUCAGUUACUGCCCGCUGCUUCAGGCCACCGCUGCGGACCUUCACCUGGGACUGGUUAUUUUGUUUCUUUACCCUGGGCCCAAGGAACCCUGAGGGUGCAGCUGCAGGUGAGUGAGAUGAAGGGGUGGCCAAUGUGAGAGUCCUGGCCCUCGGGGACCUCGGGAAUCUCUGCAUGUGCGACUGAGGACCAGAGCUACCAGGUCCUGUAGGGAUUCCCAGAAACAAGUAGGAAAAGGUGCACUAGGAACCUGCAAGAAUGGAGCUCGGAAAGCCCAGAAUUCAGAGUCCAGGUGCCUGGAACUUUCUCAGUUCUCUGUGCUGGAUCCUGUGCGGGGAGGUACUGAGGAUUCCUGAUUUUCUCAGCAGCUCUGGUCACACCCUAGGCUGCCUGGGCUCAGAAAGGACCAUGGCAAAGAGAGCCACCACCAUGUACAAACUUUCUCUCAGUCUGGGCCUUUUGGUGCUGCUGAAUUUUCUGAGAACCGCGAUGCUAGAUAGUGAGCUCCCAGGGUCUACAUGGAGGGGGUCUACAUGGAGGGGGUUGGGGCCCUGAACAAGGACCUAGCUAAGUCAGGAAGUUCUCUCAGUCCUGAGCUUCCAGGAAUCUCCUAGGCUUCUUCUCCACUUCACCACCUUAGCAAAUGGAGACCCUGGAUAUUCCUGCCUCUACUCCCCUCCUCCACGCUGCACAUAGAAGUUCUGAAAAAAAAAGUUAUGGCAGGAGGGCAUAGAGGGGCUACAGGGUUGAAGGUUACAGCUGACAGAAAAGAGUACUUGGUGAUGUCCUCAGCACCACUGGGGUCCUUAGGAAGGAAGUCUAAAAACCAGUCUCUGGGACUGGAUAUGCUGGGCACAGUGCUGAGCCCUCCAAGGGAAAGGCUCAGACAGCUGACCUGGAUCUAAGGCAGGCUGUGCUCAGAAGACUGCCUUCCUGAGGAUUCCUCACAAGCUCUGGACCAUUUCAGAAUCUGUUCUUGAGCUUUCCCUCCUACCUUCCCAUCCACAGUCUCAUGGUACCUCCCAGAAGGGUGGGAAAGAAAGGUUUAAGGAGAUACUUUGGGCCUUCAAGCAGGUCACAGACAGACAGAGAUCUCUUCGUGAGAAUGCAUUAGGUGUGUUGAUUAAAGUGGGGGAAGCUGAGUUCUGAUGGCCAACAGUGCUGUGUGACAGAGCACAGUGGGAGCAGGGAUGAGCACUGACCUCACAGCUAGCAGCUGUCCUGUCCAGGACAACUGGGGCAUUGCCUCAGGAGCUUCCCUCAACACCAGGAUUCAUGUUGAAUUUCCAUGUGUUCUAUGUUGCCUCCCUUCCCCCUGAGUGUUCAGAUAGAUUUUCAUCCCCAGGAACAUGGAUAUUAUCUGACAGAUUUUAUACUUCAGCACUUGAUAUUAGACAAUAAAAGUACUUGCAAGACAAAUUUCCCGGGUGACAUAUAUGCCUUUGAGGAGUUCUAAGACAGUUAACUAUGGCAUAGAAUUAAGAUCCAGAAACUGCUGGAACUCUUGAUUAGAGGCUUCUCCUCCUGAUCCAUCAGAGAGAUUGUGAGUGCUAGAAAGCCAUGACUCCUUUGGAUCCCUGCUCCCACUUUGGACCUCACCUGCCUAUUUCUCUCACAGGUACAGACUCUCUAAGUUGUACCUUCACUGUUAAGUACAGAUCCUCACCUGGACAGUGCUCAGUGAAUGGAAAGCCUCUCCUUCUUUUUAAUGAUGAAAGACAGAACUCACGGGGUAAACCUGAAAAGAAGGGAAAUGCCACUAAGGUGUGUGCUGAAUUGAACCAAAGACAUUUUUCAGAAGAUGAUGAACCUGGAGUCAUGGCUCUUUGAGUCCAAGGGUAAUCACACCUUGCAGGUCACUGUACAAUCUCAAUAUAAUCAAGGAAUAUUCAUGGAUGGAUGCUGGGCCUUCACGAUUGAUAGACAGUAUCCCUUCUACUUUUAUCCAAAAAACCUGACCUGGAGAGAGAGUCAUCCUGAUGCCAGCAGGACCGUGAGUCAAUGGCAGAACAACAGGGAAAUAGCCCAGAGUCUCAGGACGUGCUCCAUGGGGGAUUUCAGCCAGUGCCUCAGGAAAUUGUUGACAGACUCCAGAGAAGUGCCAAGAUCAACAAUAACGACCUUGGAUCCCACCCAGCCUUCAUCUGCCACCCAGAUUCCACCCACAGUGGACAGUGCCUCAUCUGUGUUUACCACCUGCAGUCAAAAUAUAUUUGUAUUGAUUCCUUGUUUAGCAAUAUUAAUCAUCAAUGCAUUGAUCCGUUAGGUGCCUUUGUGGUUGCUACCAUGAUGAAGAAAAAGGUAAGGAAAGGGCUGGGCUCACUCUUCUUCUUGGUAUAUUAAUCAGGUAAGAACAUAGGAAAGGGGUCCCAAUGGUCUAACGCAAGCCACUCUCUAUCUGUGUACUAGAAUGAAGUCUAAGCUUAGUCUUCAACCCCCUCUCCAGAGUAAUGUUGGAGAUGAUGAUUGUUGGGCACAGGAGGAAGGCAGAGUCAGCAUAACUCUACAGUCAGCAGAGGAUGAACCAGGAAUGUCCUCGUGAGGGAACAGAGAAUCCAUAGUCCUAGGAUCCAAAUAAGAUACAAGGAAAACCUAAAUGAGGUGUUCACUCAUCAUAACAACAAAAGUUACCAUAAGAAUGUGAUUAAAGGUCUGGUUUUUUUCUGGCGAUGACAUGAUCCAGUGCAGUAAUUCUUAUGCCCAGGGCCACGUGUGUACAUCAACAGCUCCUGACUUAGGCCAGCCCUUAAUACAGAAGGAUCAGAUUGAGCAGAGUGUUCAAGAAGUCGGCUGACCUGUAAUCUGAGCACUCAGGCAGCUCAGUGAGAAC
This is a messenger RNA of Rattus norvegicus (Norway rat), 3221 nucleotides long. The record is from RefSeq and is a predicted model, not a curated record. Lineage: Eukaryota; Metazoa; Chordata; Mammalia; Rodentia; Muridae.